AUGUCGUCACCAACGACUGAUACUGGUGCCGAUGUUGUAUUCAACCACACCACAGGAGCAGCCGGUGGAGCUGCGAACGACAAUGCCAUCUUCCAGUGUGGCAUGUGCAAACGUCAAUACAAGAGAUUGGAUCACCUCUCCCGGCACACACGCAGUCUCGGCCAUAUCGUUGUCACGUCUGCCCUAAAGGUUUUGCCAGGGCACCUUCUCAAGAGGCACGUUCUAGGCCACGAUGCCGCAAGCCGUAGUGGCAAGGAAGACAAAUCGUUGUCAGGGAGCGCAUCGGCUACCGCCGGACGGGUGACGCAAGCCUGUCAGACUUGUGCUAGCAAUCAUCUGCGCUGCUCUGAACGGAAGCCAUGUCUCCGUUGUCGAAAGAAGGGCUUUGAUUGUGUCUGGGAUCGUUCAAUGGACUUGUUACCAACCCCUACUCCCACGACCGUGCGGGUCGAAGAGUCGAGAGAGUCACUAUCAAGUUUAGACGCGACCGAAGCGGAUAUCUCGAGCAGCAUGGUCCAGCAAGUUGAACAGUUCGACCAAGCCAAUAUGGAUCCGGCUGAUAUGGUGCAGCCUUUGUUUGCAGGAGGGUUUGGUGACAUAAACUUCACCUCGGGGCAGUGGACCCCGAUUGGUCCGCUGGACUUUGACAUGGGUGCGGCAAUGGAACUUGACGACAUCGACCUACGUUUCUUGGACGCUUACAACACCAAUGUCCCUUUCGAGUUCGGAGAUAGCCCACAGAAUGCACAGCCGACACCAAACCUGGAACCGGGUGUCUCUCCACACCUACACCAGCCAGCGGCAGUAUAUACUGAAGUGUUCAAGAACUCUUACUGGAGGUUCAGGCCCAAUGCGCAAGAUCACGGUGCCGCGGAAGAGCACAAUUUAUCUCUUCCCGCAGCCACUGAUCACCAAGCGUCGCCAGAGUCACGCAUUCCCCUCGACAGACGUAUCACAUGCAAACCGCUGAGCGUUGCAGCACGCGAUAGAAUUCUGGCCAUGAUUGUACAGACGUGCCGUCCCGAGAACUUGUCGAAAGCCGUGGUGUCCUUCCCAUCAGCCGAGCUUCUGGAUAUGCUGCUGCAGUACUACCUUAGCUCACCAGUAGCUCGUGCAGAAUCCUUCCUUCACACAGCAACCUUUGACCCCAACGAGAAGCGCCCCGAGCUUCUUGCUGCUAUGGCAGCCUAUGGGGCGGUAUUGACCUCCGACCCGGCCCUCUCAAAGCUUGGCUUUGCUAUUCAGGAGUGUGUACGCAUUGCCGUGCCGAGACUCUGGGAACGAGAGAAUAUGCUUACUAGGGACCUAGAACUAGGACAGGCAUUUCUGAUCUAUCUAGAAAUUGGCCUAUGGAGUGGCCGAAGCCGGAAAGUGGAGAUCGCAGAAAGCUUCCUCCAGCCCCUGCUCACCAUACUGAGACGCGACGGGAGGUUUAAGCGCUCGAGAUACCCCAAGGCUGUCAUCCGCGAAGGCGACACUGGCGAGAGCCUCGACUCUGCCUGGAAGAAGUGGGUUGAACAAGAGUCGUUUAAACGACUUGCCUUCAGAGUGCUUCAACAUGAUACGAAUGCGUCCAUGGCUCUUUUGACCAACCCACUCAUUUCUUACGCGGAGGCUCAGAUGCCUUUCCCAGACCCACGGGAGCUUUGGACCGCAAGCAAUUCUGAACAGUGGAAAGCUGCUUUCUUUGAACACGCUGGAUUCAACUCGGACCAUUUAAGGAGCCCUAUCGACUACUUGAACAACCCAGAAGAGUUUCACAAUCAACACAGGGCAGCGGAUCCCGCAUACCUCGCGUUAGCAUUUCUCUCCUGCGCGUGGAGCUUGUCCUGGGAAUACAUCCAGCUCAAGGCUUUCCAAAGGUCGGGGCCCCGCCGCUGGAACGCCCUGCUCAUGGCUUCACGCCACGACGAACUGCUCAAGAUGCUCAGUGGGUUCCGGCUCGGUGCAGAGUUCCCACUCCAUUGCGCUCAGGAGAUAUCGAUGAGACUGGAGAUUAUCCACAUGCACCUCCAGACGCCCUUUGACGAGAUCCAGCUCUUUGCCGGCAUGGAAGGGCCCGAGCAGGCCAGCCUUGCAUAUCCUGCCGUUCUGGAGUGGGUGCGAUCAGACGCUGCUAGAAAGGCUGUUUGGCACGCCGGCCAGAUCAUCAAGGCCGCCAAAGCGAUCCCUCGCGGCUUCAUAUGGGGCCCCAUUGCUGUGAUUCUGUAUCACGCCGCACUACUGCUCUGGGUAUACGGCUCCGUAUGUGAGACCUCUGUACCAACCAAUGUCUGGGCCGUCAUGGGCUCAUCAAUCGCCGCUGGAGCUCCUGAGGAUGUUGAAGUCGACAAUUUUGAUGGCAUUCCAGUGCAGAGAUUUAUCCAGCUUGGAAGCGGGAGUCCUUGUAUUAAAGGGGUGGACGAAAACCUCGUGGCAUUGUCGCAGCCUGACAAAGUUCUGGCAACUGUAGCGCGGAUCUUGGAACAUAACCAUGAGGACAGGCCCAAGCCCUACCUCGUUGAUAACUUGAUCCAACUGAUGGGGGGCCUGCAGAAGAUGACGACGAGGGCACGGGCCGUUCCACAGUCGAUAUAG
Molecule: messenger RNA, 2577 nt
Organism: Thyridium curvatum
Lineage: Eukaryota; Fungi; Ascomycota; Sordariomycetes; Thyridiales; Thyridiaceae
Exons: 5
Coding region: 1-2577 (858 amino acids)
Biological process (GO): regulation of DNA-templated transcription; DNA-templated transcription
Molecular function (GO): zinc ion binding; DNA binding; DNA-binding transcription factor activity, RNA polymerase II-specific
Source: RefSeq, a predicted model, not a curated record